Ruditapes philippinarum (Manila clam) is the source of this 1350-nucleotide messenger RNA. RefSeq lists its product as uncharacterized. Lineage: Eukaryota; Metazoa; Mollusca; Bivalvia; Venerida; Veneridae. The transcript has 3 exons. The record is from RefSeq and is a predicted model, not a curated record. Gene Ontology annotation, cellular component: plasma membrane. The coding region runs from base 228 to 749 and encodes 173 amino acids.
ACUUUUAUAUAGAGGAACGCACUUAACAAGUUUGAUUUAAAAUAAAAUUAUAAUCUUUGAAAAUAAUUAUUAUUCAGUUUUUUUUCAGGAGUCCGGGAAUUUAUAAUUAUUAUUUUAGAAACAUAAAUACAUAAAAAUCAUUAAAUACAGCAAGGAUAGAAAUCGUUAACUUUACUAGUCCGUUCAGAUUUUUUAUACAAAUAAUCAAUAUAUCUAGAUUAUCGAAAAUGGUGUGCGGUGACAGUACGAUAAUCGCUAAAGUUGCGAUGAUAGUGAUGAUAGUUAGUGUGGUGUGUAGUACAAUAGCGAUAUUUACACCGUAUUGGAACGAGACGGAGGGUGCCAAUGGGGACAAGAUUUACACAGGGUUAGUGGUGCAGUGUAACAAUACUCUAGGAGUGUGCGUCAGUGUACAGGACAUUCUUGAUAAAUAUGGAAACUCACAAUACUACACAGACCAGCUAUGGACUCUAUCACUUGCUAUGAUUGGCUGGGUGUUUUCUAUAGCGGCAAUGGUGGUUCUUAUAGUGUACGCAUGUUUGCCGAACAAAAUUACAGCAAUUGUUGCUAUCAUCUUAUGUUUCUUAGCAGGUGGAUGUAUUAUAGCUGCAAUAAUUAUUUACGGAGUUGGGUUCGACUCGCUGGUGAAUUCAACUCUCGGCUGGUCAUUUGCUCUGGACGCUGCAGCAGGAGGUUUGGCGCUCGUUGCCAUGGUUAUCGUCAUAGUAAACUCCUGCCUCAUACCUUAGGAGAGAAGACAGUUAAUGAUAUAAACGACAGUGUGGAAAUAUGCCUCUUACACCAUUGCGCAAUGGAAUAAGCGUAAACUCUUUAACAACGUGUUUAAAGGUUAAAAGAUUAUGUACACGGGAUAAGUUGUCUUUUUUUGUAUCAGAAAAAAGGCAUUAUAUGACAUAUUGAAACACGUGUUUCAAUUACAUAAGCGACACAUGUGUUAAUUUUUAAAAGAGUUGUUCAUAGUGUCCCAACGUUGCACAAUAACUUUUUUUAUGUGUCGACACAUAUUUCAUCUGAUUAUUCUCUGUAGAUUAAUUAUACGCAUUUGCUUUCCCUGAUUUGAUUGGCAACAAACGAAGAAAAUCAACAAAAGUGUUCAACCCUCCUCAAACUAGUUUAUAACAAGUAAUGUUCCUCAGUUGUGUAUAAUAAUAGCAGCUCUCCUUCAAUUGGAGGUCUAAUCGACGUUCUUUGCCGGUCUUUUAAUUGUGACCGGAGACCGUCGAUUUAGGCACCGUAUAAUAUCUAUUUAUGUUUCUUAUUUUGAAUGUUUUAUAAAAAAAACUGACACGUAUGGUUCAUGAAUGAAGCUGGCGAAAAUUCCGUAACUUA